UGGAGAUAGAGGUUUGAAUCCUGGGCGAUAAAAGCUUAGCGGUAUCUAAAACCUAAGUCAUCGCACAGCCAUAAUGGGUAGCUGUUCUUUCUUGACAUGGUUUCUUUGUUUUCUGGUUUUCAUGGCUACAAUCACAUCUCAAGCCAAAGCAGAUGUAACUUCACAAGACUUCCACUACUUCUGCGACUCCAACAAUGACAGGGGAAACUACACAACCAACGGCAUCUACAGCCAAAACCUCAACAGCGCUCUCGUCAUCGUCGCUCUCCAUGCCUCCAGAAACGGUUUCUUCAACGUCUCAAUCGGCAAGGGCACAAACAGAGCCAACGCCAUUGCCCAGUGCAGAGGUGACGUCACGCCAACAGAGUGCACCAAGUGCCUCGCCCAAACCAGAGCCAACCUCACCCGCGUUUGCAGCAACCGGAAGGAGGCCAUCGGCUGGUACGAGAACGAAAAGUGCAUGCUUCGCUACUCCGACCGCACUAUAACGGGCCUCGACGAAAUUGGGCCUGCUUACUUCGUGUGGAACCUCAACGACGCACCCAACGCCGACCAGUUCAAUCGAGUGGUGAAGAAGCUUCUGAACGGCCUCAGAGACACCGCGGCGUCGGCUACCAAGGGUCGGAAAUACGCGGUGUCGACUGCGACGGGCCCAGAUGAGCAAGUCAUAUAUGGGCUUGCGCAGUGCACCCCUGAUUUGAUUGGGCCUCAGUGCCUUGACUGCUUGGUCCAGUCCAUCGCUGAACUUCCACGGUGCUGUAAUAACAGGAUAGGUGCCAGAAUUAUUAGACCUAGCUGUUACGUAAGGUACGAAACUGAUUUCCUUUUCUUUGGGCCUCCGGCACCCGCCGCUUAACCCAACAGCUAUUUCGUUUAUGCGCCUCCAUCAUCGUCCACCGACAACACUUCUUCUUCACGCGGAAAGAGCAACACAGCAGGGACUAUCAUCGCCAUAGUAGUGCCAGUUGCUUGUGUUGUUUUGCUGCUCGCUCUUCUCUGCAUCUAUUUAAGCCUAAGGAAGCAAAGAAAAAAAAUUGAAUUUGAAAGAGAAGAAGAAAGUGAUGAAGAUGAAGUCGCAUUUACUGAGUCAUUGCAAUACAACUUCAACACCAUACGUGUUGCUACAAAUGAAUUCGCCGAUUCUAAUAAACUUGGACAGGGCGGGUUUGGAGCUGUUUACAAAGGUCAGCUUUCCAAUGGGCAAGAGAUUGCUGUCAAAAGAUUGUCAAGAGAUUCUGGGCAAGGGGAUUUGGAAUUUAAGAAUGAAGUGCAAUUAGUGGCCAAGCUUCAGCAUCGAAAUUUAGUUAGGCUACUUGGCUUCGGCCUGGAAGGAAGAGAAAGGCUACUUGUCUAUGAAUUUGUUCCUAAUAAAAGUCUUGAUUACUUCAUAUUUGAUCCAACCAUGAAACCUCAAUUGGACUGGCAAAUGCGCUACAAAAUCAUUAAAGGUAUUGCUCGAGGGAUUCUCUACCUUCACGAAGAUUCUAGACUACGGAAUAUACAUCGUGAUCUUAAAGCAAGUAAUAUUCUCUUGGACAGAGAGAUGAAUCCAAAGAUAGCAGAUUUUGGUAUGGCAAGACUAGUUUUAAUGGAUCAAACUCAAAUAAAUACGAGUAGAAUUGUUGGAACUUAUGGAUAUAUGGCACCAGAGUAUGCAAUGCAUGGACAGUUUUCAGCGAAAUCAGACAUCUUCAGUUUUGGUGUACUGAUUCUUGAGAUUGUAAGCGGCCAGAAAAACAGUGGAAUCAAUAAUGGAGAGAGCAUGGAGGAUUUGCUAAGCUUCGCUUGGAGAAGUUGGAAGGAGGGGAAGGCUAUAAAUAUUGUAGAUCCAUCACUCAAGAGCAAUUCACGGAAUGAAAUGCUGAGAUGCAUCCAUAUUGGUUUACUUUGUGUUCAACAAAAUUUAGUUGACAGACCAACCAUGGCUACCAUUGUACUGAUGCUUAAUAGCCAUUCUUUGAGUCUCUCUAUUCCUGCAGAACCUGCAUUUUUAUAUAACAGUAGAACUAGAAGCUUUCCAGGGAUGCAGUCAUGGGAGUAUAAUUUAAGGGAAAGAGGAUCAAGUGAACCGAUACUUAAAUCAGCUCAAGAAUCAGAAAAUGAACUUUCAAUUACUGAGCUACUCUCGCUAGAUGUUGUUCAUCAGAGUGGAUCUUUCAUCAUUCAUGUUUCUUCUCUUAAACCAAAGUACAAUGUAUUGGAAAGUCGAGUAAAAUGUGGGUGCAGUAUCUUGUUUAAAUAUGUAACCACACGUACUUUCUCUAAACCGAGACUCAAACCUGUGAGACUCAAAACCUGUUGAUAUUUUGAUAACUUUUUUUAAUACUUUUUUUAC
Messenger RNA from Vigna radiata var. radiata (mung bean), 2335 nucleotides. RefSeq names its product cysteine-rich receptor-like protein kinase 26. Lineage: Eukaryota; Viridiplantae; Streptophyta; Magnoliopsida; Fabales; Fabaceae. The record is from RefSeq and is a predicted model, not a curated record. Gene Ontology annotation, biological process: protein phosphorylation. Gene Ontology annotation, molecular function: protein kinase activity; ATP binding.